AUGGAUCCCUUCAGCAUCACCGUCGGUGCACUUGGCAUCACGCAAUUCGCCAUGGAAAGUAUCAACGGCCUUAAAAAUCUUGUCAACAGCCUGGACGAAGCAAAAGAUGUGCUACAAGAUGUGACAUCUGGCCUAGAAGCCAUUCAGCGUCCGCUCACUGCCCUUGAGCGGCUCCAGGUCUCUGAUGAGCAGAUCUACACUGCAGUGAAAGAAGACCUAGAGAGCACUGGUGUUGCUCAGGCUGUGAAGGAAUGUGGAAACAAAUGCGCAGAAUUCUCCAAGAAGCUCGAAAAAUGGACAAGACAUUCCUCCGCUACGAGACUUUCUCUCCGAGAUCGAUUGUCGGUCAGCCUCUGGAACAAAGAAAGUAUCCAGACCCUAAAGACUCAGGUCUAUUCUUGUCAAGCCACCGUCCAGUUUGCAGUCACGAGUGCACAACUGCGUCAGGACACCGAGAGACAACUACGAAAUCUUGAGAAUUAUAUCCAGGAGCAUCUCAAAUUCACGCAGAGAAAACAAGAUGAGACUCUUCAGCGCCAGAGAGAUCUCAAAAACCUAGAGGAUGAGGAUGAUGAUGACGGCGGGGCACAGCGUGCUCUAGCCAUCCAAGAAACAAAGGAACAAGCACGCUUGCUGGAAGCUGACCAGAAUUCUUCUGAAAUCUUCUCCCAGAUACUCUCAAAGUUGUCCACUUGGGAGACUGGGAACCAGAGCAAGACUGAGAUAAGGAUUUCAGGCAAUGACAAUCACGGCAUAGUGAUCGGUCAGAGUACGGGUACCGUCACCUGGAAUGGCCAUCGACCCUAA
This is a messenger RNA of Penicillium oxalicum, 807 nucleotides long. RefSeq lists its product as uncharacterized. The transcript is spliced from 2 exons. NCBI's taxonomy places the organism in Eukaryota, Fungi, Ascomycota, Eurotiomycetes, Eurotiales, Aspergillaceae. Bases 1 to 807 code for a protein of 268 amino acids. The record is from RefSeq and is a predicted model, not a curated record.